Molecule: messenger RNA, 858 nt
Organism: Emiliania huxleyi CCMP1516
Lineage: Eukaryota; Haptophyta; Isochrysidales; Noelaerhabdaceae
Exons: 2
Coding region: 1-858 (285 amino acids)
Source: RefSeq, a predicted model, not a curated record
AUGCCCGCCCGACUGCCGAUCCACCGAUCGUGCGCGUGGGGCUUGCAUGAUGCGUAUGCGGUGAAUGUUCUACUUGACUAUCGGCUGUCCGACAUGGCUCGGGCGCUGUCCCGGAAGCUGUCGUCACACUCCUUCCCGCGCUGCGACGGCGCUGCCAUCGCCGUGCUGCUUCGCCCGAGCGCUGAAGACGGCGGCGACAGCUGGCGGGGCGAGGGGAGGAUGCAGUCAGAGCGCCGAGCCAUCCACUCACCCUUUGCUGACGACACCGGAAGCACGCUCUGGGCGUCUGCAGCUGCGCUAUGCGCGCACCUCGCGUCGCUCGACCCGGCGGCGCUGCCCGCAGGCCCGCGGGUGGAGCUCGGCACCGGCCUCGGGCUAUGCGGCAUCGCGCUCGCGAAGCUCGAUGCGGCGAGGGGCGUGAGGGAGCCGCUCGUGUGCACCGACGGCAGCGACGACGCGCUGCGGGCGUGCCGCGACAACAUCGCGCUCAACGACAUCCGCGCGGAGACCGAGCGGCUGGAGUGGGGCAACGUCCGCCAAGCCGAGGCGCUCCUCCGACGGCUCGGGCGGCGGCCCGGCCUUAUCAUCGGCUCUGAUCUCACCUACUCCCUCGACUCCAUUCCGCCUCUGGUCCAGACGGUCGCAGCGCUCGGCGCCACUGCCACGCUGCUCGCCUUCCCGCCGCGCAUCGGGGCCGGCUCGCUCGCCGUGCGGGAUGGCUUCAGGUGCGAGGAGCACGCGCGCCUCGCACGGCUCGCAAAGCAGGCCGGGCUGGUCGUGCGGCAGGCCGGGCCGUCGCUGAGCACUCACGUCAACGGAGAGGAGGUCGUCCUCCUCUCCCUCGAGAGAGGCGACUAA